This is a messenger RNA of Peromyscus maniculatus bairdii (prairie deer mouse), 4474 nucleotides long. RefSeq names its product SR-related CTD associated factor 8 (gene Scaf8). Gene Ontology annotation, cellular component: nucleus. The record is from RefSeq and is a predicted model, not a curated record. Gene Ontology annotation, molecular function: RNA binding. NCBI's taxonomy places the organism in Eukaryota, Metazoa, Chordata, Mammalia, Rodentia, Cricetidae.
UUGAGGUUCUGUUGACUAGUUAUAUUCGCUGAAUGACUAUAAACCACCCAUUUCUAAAGCGAAGAUGACCCAGAUUACAAAGGCAGCCAUCAAAGCUAUUAAGUUCUAUAAACACGUGGUACAAAGUGUCGAGAAAUUCAUUCAGAAAUGUAAACCAGAAUACAAGGUACCUGGACUGUAUGUUAUUGACUCCAUUGUGCGACAAUCCCGCCAUCAGUUCGGUCAAGAGAAGGAUGUGUUUGCACCCAGAUUUAGUAAUAACAUCAUUAGCACUUUCCAGAAUUUAUAUCGUUGCCCUGGGGAUGACAAGAGUAAAAUAGUGAGAGUAUUAAACUUGUGGCAGAAGAAUAAUGUUUUUAAGAGUGAGAUUAUCCAGCCUCUUCUGGAUAUGGCAGCAGGGAUUCCUCCUCCAGUUGUCACCCCAGUUUUGGCCGGCACCACUGCAGCGAUGAGCAAUACUCCAGGAACCCCUGUGACACCUGUUACUCCAGCCAAUGUGGUCCAAGGCUUACCUGAUCCAUGGGUGUCUCAGAUAACAAACACAGACACACUGGCAGCCGUUGCUCAGAUCUUACAGAGUCCUCAAGGUCAGCAGCUUCAGCAGCUCAUACAAACCUUACAGAUACAACAGCAGAAGCCCCAGCCUUCCAUCCUGCAGGCCUUGGAUGCUGGUCUAGUGGUUCAGUUGCAGGCACUCACAGCACAGCUUACAGCUGCAGCCGCAGCAGCCAACUCCCUUACACCCUUGGAUCAGGGAGUCUCUUUCAACAAGAAGUUGAUGGAUAGGUUUGAUUUUGGGGAAGAUUCUGAGCACAGUGAAGAAUCCAAAAAGGAAAUUCCUACUCCUCAACUUUCUCAUGUUUCCGAAUCUGUGAACAACUCCAUCUUCCAUCAGAUUGCAGAGCAGCUGCAGCAGCAGAACCUGGAGCACCUUCGACAGCAGCUGUUGGAGCAGCAGCAGCCUCAGAAGGUAACUCCUCAAGAUAGCCAGGAGGGAACAUUUGGGUCAGAGCACUCAGCGUCACCCUCACAAGGAAGUAGCCAGCAGCAUUUUCUGGAACCCGAAGCAAAUUUAGAUGAUUCCAUAGACAUUCAGCAACAGGAUAUGGAUAUUGAUGAAGGACAAGAUGUUGUUGAAGAGGAGAUCUUUGAACCAGAAGCUAAGAAAGUAGCUGUUCGCUCAAGAUCAAGAACUCACUCGCGAUCUCGAUCAAGAUCACCAAGAAAACGAAGGUCCAGGUCACGAUCUGGGUCGAGAAAGCGAAAACAUAGGAAGCGAUCCCGCUCUCGUUCUAGAGAGAGAAAGAGAAAAUCAUCACGAUCAUAUUCAAGUGAAAGAAGAGCCAGAGAAAGGGAGAAAGAACGCCAAAAAAAGGGAUUGCCUCCUGUCAGAUCAAAAACUCUAAGUGUGUGCAGCACUACUCUCUGGGUUGGCCAAGUGGAUAAGAAGGCUACACAACAAGAUCUAACCAACCUCUUUGAGGAGUUUGGACAAAUUGAAUCUAUUAAUAUGAUUCCACCCAGGGGCUGUGCAUAUGUCUGUAUGGUUCAUCGACAAGAUUCUUUUCGGGCUCUUCAGAAACUGAGUUCAGGAUCCUAUAAAAUUGGUUCCAAGGUCAUUAAGAUUGCCUGGGCUUUGAACAAAGGUGUAAAGACGGAAUAUAAACAGUUCUGGGAUGUGGAUCUUGGAGUCACAUAUAUACCUUGGGAAAAAGUUAAAGUGGAUGACUUGGAUGGCUUUGCAGAAGGAGGCAUGAUAGACCAGGAAACUGUAAAUGCUGAAUGGGAAACUGUGAAAACCUCAGAACCCGUUAAAGAGACGGUCCAGACUACACAGAGUCCAACUCCAGUUGAAAAGGAGACGGUGGUCACAACACAGGCAGAGGUCUUCCCUCCGCCUGUGGCCAUGCUGCAGAUUCCAGUAGCUCCAGCGGUUCCUGCAGUUAGUCUAGUUCCACCAGCGUUUCCUGUGUCGAUGCCGGUCCCACCUCCUGGAUUCAGCCCAAUCCCUCCUCCUCCUUUUCUUCGAGCAAGUUUUAACCCUUCACAACCACCUCCUGGUUUUAUGCCACCUCCGGUUCCCCCACCUGUUGUACCUCCCCCUGCAAUUCCUCCAGUAGUACCAACAUCUUUAGUGCAACCACCAUUGUCCAUGACCCCAGAAACUGUGAAAGAUGUUGGAUUUGGUAGCCUUGUUUUACCAGGUGGUUCUGUUGCCAGCGGUCUUGCUCCUUCAACUCUAUCAGCUGGAAAUGUUUUUAAUCCUCCCAAUAAAGCAGAGCCUGAAGAAAAAGUACCUCACCUUACAGAACACCAGAUUCCUUCUGGUGAAAACACCAGACCAGUGAUUGCAAAUGAUAUUCCAAGUAGUGCUGCAAUGUUAGCACAGCCGCCUGGCCCCGCAAACACCUCUGGGAUCCUGUGUGUGCAGAGACCAAAUGUGUCAAGUAAUUCUGAAAUGCUGGGGGUUCGGCCAGCUAAUGUUUCCAGUAAUGCUGCGAUUAUUGGAGCCCAGCCACCAAAUAUUCUAAAUAACUCUGGAAUUUUGGGCAUACAGCCACCAAAUGUGUCGAGUGGCUCUGGACUUCUUGGGGUACUGCCUCCAAACUUGCCUAACAACUCUGGACUUGUAGGACUACAGCCACCAAAUGUUACAAAUCCUGCUGGACUUUUGGGAACACAGCCACCAAUUGGACCUCAAAACUUACCUCCCUUAACUAUCCCAGCUCAAAGGAUGCCUGCAUUGCCAAUGUUAGACAUCCGUCCAGGACUGAUACCACAGGCUCCUGGACCAAGAUUCCCUUUACUACAGCCUGGAAUCCCCCCCCAGCGGGGGAUGCCUCCCCCAUCGGUACUUGAUGCAGCUCUUCACCCGCCUCCCCGUGGACCUUUUCCUCCUGGAGAUCUGUUUAGUCAGCCAGAAAGACCUUUUCUGGCUCCUGGAAGACCAAGUAUAGACAAUGUUCCCAACCCAGAUAAACGAAUACCACUUGGGAAUGACAGUAUUCAGCAGGAAGGGGAUAGAGAUUACCGGUUUCCUCCUGUAGAAACAAGGGAGGGCAUGAAUAGACCUCCCCCGGUGGAUGUUAGGGAUGUGGUUGGGCGACCUAUAGAUCCCCGAGAAGGCCCUGGAAGGCCUCCAUUAGAUGGUAGGGAUCAUUUUGGAAGACCUCCUGUGGACAUCAGAGAGAAUCUUGUGAGGCCAGGUCUAGAUCAUCUUGGUCGAAGAGACCACUUUGGAUUUCCCCCAGAGAAGCCUUGGGGGCAUAGAGAUUUUGAUGAGAGAGAGCAUCGAGUUCUGCCUGUCUUUGGUGGUCCAAAAGGCUUACAUGAAGAAAGAGGUAGAUUUCGGGCUGGAAGUUACCGAUUUGAUCCUAGAAGUGGUCCUUGGAACAGAGGAUUUGCGCAAGAAGUUCACAGAGAUUUUGAUGACCGCAGAAGACCCUGGGAGAGGCAAAGGGAUAGGGAUGACAGAGAUUUUGAUUUCUGCAGAGAAAUUAAUGGAAAUCGUCUUGGACGAGAUAGAAUUCAAAACACUUGGGUCCCCCCUCCUCACGCUCGGGUGUUUGAUUAUUUCGAAGGGGCCACUUCUCAACGAAAAGGUGAUAAUGUGCCUCAAGUUAACGGUGAAACUACAGAGAGGCAUGCUCAGCCACCGCCUUUACCAGUCCAGAAGGACCCUGAACUCUAUGACAAACUGGCGUCUUCAGGUGACGUAGACAAGGAGGAGAGCGGCACAGUUGCUGGUGUAGAAAGUGAAGCAGUGGUGGUAGAGAGCACAGAGACUGAGGGGACAUAACCAUCGCUCAGUAGGUAAAAGAAACCUUUUGUACAGUUGUCAUCUCUGUAAGAGGGUAGUGGCUGACUGCACCAGAGGUGUUCCCGUUGUUUAUCUGCCAGAACUAAGUUAAUCUGAUGUUCAUGUUCACCUUUCUCUUAAAAUGAUUGUACAACUGACUUGUAGAGACAUUGUUCUUAAUAUGAACAUGGUAGGUAAACAUUUUUUUAUUUUUCUGAUAAAGUAUAAAUGUUGCCCCAGAUUCUUUUAACGUCAAGGAGAUGCUAACAGCUGGUCGGAGACUUCCUAUGGAAGAGAGGGUUUUAGACACUGUCAUUGGCUUGGCUAUGGUAAUGACAUCAUUGCAGAACAGCAAGGUGUGGCACAUCUUCUUCCUAUCUCUAGGCUGCUGCAGGAUUUUAAGGUAACAAAGCUGUGACAUUUUAUGCAAGGACUGGCUCUAGAUUCUUGAGGAGCAUAAUACAGAGAUUUUAAAAAGCGAUUUUGUGAAAAUCUCCACUAUGGUCUCUGUUCCUCCAAAGUAAGUGUGUGUGAUUUGUUCCUCAUACUGCAGUGAGUUAAAAAAAAAAAAAAAGAAAAAAGAAAAGAAAAAGCAAACAACAUAAACAUUAAAAUACGUUUCAAUGUUGGGUGAAUUUUGUUUUUAGAUGCCAAUAAAACUUACUUGUUUGAUAA